This is a messenger RNA of Mesocricetus auratus (golden hamster), 1073 nucleotides long. RefSeq names its product serine protease 29-like. The record is from RefSeq and is a predicted model, not a curated record. Gene Ontology annotation, molecular function: serine-type endopeptidase activity. Gene Ontology annotation, biological process: proteolysis. The coding region runs from base 66 to 905 and encodes 279 amino acids. The transcript is spliced from 6 exons. Lineage: Eukaryota; Metazoa; Chordata; Mammalia; Rodentia; Cricetidae.
AGCACUCUCUCUUGGAAGCCUGCCACGCUUCUGGUCUUCCAGCUUGUGUGUAAGUUCUUCCUCUGAUGCUGAGCCUGCUGUGUCUGAGCCUCUUCUUUGUUGGGUGCUCCACGGCUGAAACCCCAGCACCUGUGCCUGAGGAUGUGCUGGUGGGCAUUGUGGGGGGCCACAAUGCCCCACAGGGGAAGUGGCCGUGGCAGGUCAGCCUGAGGAUGUACAUCUACUACAUGGCCUCGUGGGUGCACAUCUGUGGGGGCUCCGUCAUUCACCCACAGUGGGUGCUGACAGCUGCCCACUGCAUCCACGAGAGAAAUGCUGACCCGUCAUCCUUCCGGAUCCACGCUGGGGAUGUGUACCUCUAUGGGAGCAAGGAGCUGCUGAAAGUGAGCCAGAUCAUCAUCCACCAGGACUAUGUGCAUGGUAUCCUGGGGUCUGAUGUGGCUCUGCUCAGGCUGGAGAAACCUCUGGACUGCUCCACUAACAUCAAGCCUGUCAAACUGACCUCUGGGUCUCUUGAGGACACCUCAAGGCAACCAUGCUGGGUGACUGGCUGGGGCAGGGUUGACGUUUAUGACCGGCUGCCACCUCCCUACCGCCUGCAGCAGGUUCGGGUGAAGAUAGUGGACAAUGCCCUCUGUGAGCAGAUAUACCACAAUACCACCAGGCACCGCUACCAGGGCCACAGAUUCAUCCAAGAUGACAUGCUGUGUGCUGGAAGUGAAGGCCGUGGAGCCUGCUUUGGUGACUCAGGCGGCCCCCUGGUCUGCAGGGCGGCAGGCUCCUGGAACUUGGUGGGAGUGGUGAGCUGGGGCUACCGCUGUGCCUGGACUAAGGCCCCUGGGGUCUAUGCACGCGUGCAGUCCUUCCUGCCCUGGAUCACUCGGCAGAUGAAGAUGUUCCCCUGAGCCCAGCUGCUGGCCUCGUGCUGGUCAGCAGAUGAGUCAGCUGACCUCCUCCAGCACCCACUGCUUCAGCCUUUUCGUGGUCUCCUGAACCACGAAGUCCUCUGGCCUUCUGGGAGUCUGGAUAUCCCUGGAGCAGGGAAGAAAGCAGGGAGGAUGGCCAGCGGGGGU